Lycium barbarum (goji berry) is the source of this 1980-nucleotide messenger RNA. Its product is annotated as probable inactive histone-lysine N-methyltransferase SUVR2. The transcript is spliced from 6 exons. NCBI's taxonomy places the organism in Eukaryota, Viridiplantae, Streptophyta, Magnoliopsida, Solanales, Solanaceae. Bases 724 to 1671 code for a protein of 315 amino acids. The record is from RefSeq and is a predicted model, not a curated record.
CCCAGCACUAAUUUAUACCUUAUACCAAACAUGGUAUAAAAAUUAGUGCUGAGAUAACCCACCUUAUACCUUAAACCAAACGGCCCCUAAAUUAUUAUUAUUUUGUUACAGUGAGUACAAAUGUAGUAUAAUCAAUUAUAUUAUAGUUGAUUCAAAUUGAGAGCACUAUUGUGCAGACUGUAUUGAUUUGGGUGUGUUUGGUAUGAAGGAAAAUAUUUUCUUGGAAAAUAAGUGGUUGAUUUACUUAUUUUCUUGUGUUUGGUACGUAAGCAUAAAAUAUUAUUAUCUUUUAACUUUACCAGUUUCAAAAAAAAUAAAAAUAAAUUAUAUCAAAAAUAUUUGUAUAUAGGCACCCCAGAAUGUGGCCUAAUGGUCAAUGAAGUGGGUUGAGUGCCAUGAGGUCUCGGGUUCAAAUUCCAGCAUAGACUAAAACACUAGGUGAUUUCUUCCCACAUGUUUUAGCGUUGGUGGACAGAGUUAUCUGGUAUCUAUUGUUGCUGUUGUGCUGGUGGGAGGUGGCAGGUGAUGUUGGAGCGAACUUGCCUGCACCUCCGCUAAUCCACGGGUUACCUGCUGCCUCCCAUCAAGAGAGGUAAGGGUAACCUUGCUCGCCAAGACUUAGGCAGAUUGAAAGAAUUCACCCGCUGACUCUGCUGGGAUUCGUACAAUCAAGGCUCAGUGACUAAUUUCAAACCUGCUAUCUUAGAUCAGCUUUGAUCAGCAAUGCCUCCGAACCCUAGGGUCGAUAAUGCCUUUCGUGCUAUGAAAGCUCUCGGGAUUUCUGGAGAGAAAGUGAAGCCAGUGUUGAAGAAUCUUUUAAAAUUGUAUAACAAAAAUUGGGACCUUAUAGAAGAGGAGAACUAUAGGGUCCUUGCAGAUGCAAUAUUUGAUAACGAGGAAGCAAAGGAUGCAGAAAGUAAAAAGUCACCCGAGAUUGCCGAACAAGAGGCUCUGGUGCAAGAUGAGCCUGAACCACCUCUGAAAAAGCAGCGCUUAAAAAAUCAUUCAAGUCAACCAAAUGAGCCUCUUGAAUCUCAUUUGCAAAACCAGUCACCAGGUGUUUUUGAUUCCCCUCAGUCCAUGGGCAACGAAUCACUUAGUAGAAACAAAGGAAAGCAACCCAUUGGUUCUACUUCUGGUUCUGGCAUCCCACUGUCACCCAAGAAGAAUGCUGUUGCUAAUCACACUUUUAUCAAACCUAAGGAUGAGCCAAUCACUGAUGACCUGCCACAUAAUGCAGUUCCACUUUCCGUCAUCCGCCCAGGUUCAUCAGGUAAAGGGAAGUCUCCAGUUGCAAGUGGUUCAAUAGGCAGACAAGAUAACACAUUGGCAACUGUAGUCGAAUCAGAUAAAAAUGAUGGAGAUCCACCUUGUCCAGGAGUAGCUAAUGGCAAGCCUGAAACAAACAGGGUUAAAUCUCCUUCCGGCCUUGAGAUAGCUUCUUCACAAUCUGGAGAGGUGAAAAUUAUGUUGAAUUAUGACUCGGUUCUUGGAAAAUCAGGUUUCCAAAUGCCUACUCUUGAUGCAGUGGUGAAGUUAAUGGAUGAUAAAUGUCUCAAAGAAUACAAAGAACUUGAUCCUAAUUUUUCCGUGAUGAAGGUCAUGACCGAUGUUUGUCAGUGCUUCUGGGAGAUGGGCAGUGAAUCAACAAAUAAAUCAUCCGCCAAAUGAACGACAUAUGUCCUAAGAAGCAUGGAGUGGGAGGAAUGAGACAGGUUUAACUUAGCAGACUUAGAUUGAGCUAACAACAUUUUGUGUUAAGCUCAAAUUGAGCUUAAUAACAUCUUCCCGAUUUCUGUUAUUUUUCUUUCCCGUGUUCUUUUAUGUAUCUAUCUGGCAUGAACUCGCUGUUGUUACUGUUAAGAAGUUUGCUUUUCAGAGGAGGAAAAUGUGUAAUAUGUUAGUGAACCUGUGUUCUUGAAAAUGAAGAGGUAUUUCCCUUCUUCCAAUAUAAGGUUAACAAACGGAGUGUUGCAACUA